Molecule: messenger RNA, 6851 nt
Organism: Bombus terrestris (buff-tailed bumblebee)
Lineage: Eukaryota; Metazoa; Arthropoda; Insecta; Hymenoptera; Apidae
Gene: Pi4KIIIalpha
Product: phosphatidylinositol 4-kinase alpha
Biological process (GO): phosphatidylinositol phosphate biosynthetic process; phosphatidylinositol-mediated signaling
Cellular component (GO): plasma membrane; cytoplasm
Molecular function (GO): 1-phosphatidylinositol 4-kinase activity
Source: RefSeq, a predicted model, not a curated record
CGAAUGUAGCGAAAGGCGGUCUGUCAGUGAGACAAGCAGACAAGCAGACGAUAUUUACAGGAAUCAUACGACAAGUAGACAGUGGGCAAAAUGGUGGCAGACGAGAAAUUAUUUUUCUCGAAAGCCGUCCAACAUUUAGCUAGAUGUUUAGCAGCGAUUAAACCUACACCAUGGGAAAAGGUUACACAGUUGUUCAAGUUAUGCCCACAAGAAUCUGCUCAGGGUAUAUACCGAUUGGAUCAAAGAGGACAAGAUACAACUAUUGCAUUGGGAAUAUAUUUUCUGGAAUCUGGUUUACAACAUCGGGAUAAGAUAUUACCAUAUCUUUUGCGAUUACUGCGUGGUCUUCCAAAAGCUGUAUGGUUGGAUGAGGUCAAAUGUUUACCUAGUGAACGUAUUCCUGUUGCUGAACGUUUUAGUUUUUGCUUAAACACAUUACUCAGUGAUGUUGCAUCUAGAUGUGAAUCUGUACGCGAAGAAAUUAUUUCUACUCAAGUAGAAAUAUUAGCAGUUUUAACAAAUCUUAUUAGAGGAUACAAAGAUCAAAAUGGGAAUAGAGGAAUGCAAGCAAAAUUAUCAUUAUGCAAAUGCUUAGUUCCGGUAUUAAUUGGUUUAGCUCGAUCUAUGGGUCGCUUUGCUUAUACUGAUCCACCUCUUUUAUGCCGAAUUUUUCCGAGACCGGAACCACCUCUCUCAGUACCAAAAGUAGAAAUGCGUUUAACAUUGGAUAAAAAGCAGCAUAGCUUUUCGAACUUUCGACCAAUUAUUCCUCGAUCAUUAAGCGGUAACUUCAAUCCUCAUCCGGCUAUAGAUACUGCACCAAGUCUACUAAUCGGGGAUCACGAAUAUUCUUGCGCCAAACGACCAUCGUUACAAUCUUACUCAUCGGUUCCCUAUGAUCCAGCCACAUAUUUUUUUAGUAGAUAUGGAUCAAGUUUCAAUCAGUUUCCUCAAAUGAGAUGCAAUGAAAGUCCUGAAAGGAGAGCUGCCAUGCAAUUUAAUGUGGUACAUUUACAAAGUGUACUGGCUUUGGCAAAGAAAUUGCUUACUAAAGAAAUUUUAAUGUUCCUUGAUGAGGAAACUCAGCAAGUUUACAACUCUGGACAGGUGCAAAUAUUUCCUUAUCGUACAUUUAACGAGACAAUGAAUCUAGUAAUGGUUGCUCUUUUACGGGAAUUGUUACAAAAUCAACGUGAUUUGCCUAUUCCUUUUACAAGAGACGUACAAGAGUUCGUGAAAGGUCUCUUUCUAUCCGGUCAAACAGAAUUGCAAUCACGUCAACAUGAUGCAAGCGAACGCGAAGAUAUGGACACUAAUUUUAGAACUGUAAAUAGGUUUAAAGUAAACGUUAUGGCUAAUUCUGCGUGUGUCGAUCUUCUUGUUUGGGCAAUUGGUGAUGAAACUGGUGCGGAUAGUUUAUGUGGUCGUUUAGUUGAAAAGAUUAAUUCUAAUCAUGGACCAAAACUGGUGCUGGCGCAUAUGCCUUUAUUAAUGGUAUGCCUUGAAGGAUUAGGAAAAUUAGCGCAAAAGUUUCCUAAUAUAGCGAGUACAUCUAUAUAUUAUCUUCGGGACUUUCUUGUUGUUCCAUCUCCUAUACUACUUAAAUUACACCGUCAACAAAGUGAAAGAGGUAGCAUACAAUCAUACAUAAAUAUUACAUAUAAAAUUAAUGAGAAAGUUAUUCCUUUUAAGGGAAAGAUAUGCAAUUCGAAACAAACUACUUCGUCAAUACAAACAGCCUUUGAAAAACUACGCGACGCAGCUAUUGGCAAUCUUUGCAUUGCUCUAGAAGCUGCUCAUUCUGUAAAUCCAGAUUGUGUACCAGCAUUAGUUGCCAGCGUCUCGAAUAGAUUAUUUGCUGCUGACAUAUGUGACGGUGAAUCCGAUGACAGGUCGAAUAGCGAAUUAAUUUCGAAAAACAUAGUAAUCAUGUUGGGGCAUGUUGCCGUUGCGUUGAAAGACACCCCAAAGACUAUGCGUACAAUAUUCCCAUUUUUUCAGCAAUUAUUUUGUCGCACUCCGAGUGAUCUUGAUUUUCUAAUCGUGGAUCAAUUAGGAUGUAUGAUCAUUGCGAAAUGCGAAUCAAAGAUUUACGAAGGCAUAAUGCAAAUGUUUUCUAUGUCAUUGGGCUCAAGUACCGCAACUUAUGCUUCGAACGAUGAUCGUAAACAAUAUUGUCACGUAGCUAAGGCAGUCACAAAUGCUCUUGCAAAUAUAGCAGCAAAUCUUCAAGGUGAAUCAGAAUUGGACGAUUUGCUACUUCACUUGCUUGAACUUUUUGUUCAACUCGGACUAGAGGGUAAACGUGCCAGCGAUAAGGCGUCAAAUAACGUUUCAGUAACGAAAGCAGCAACUAGCGCAGGAAAUUUAGGUGUGCUUAUUCCUGUAAUCGCUAUAUUAGUAAGGCGACUUCCGCCGAUCAGGCAUCCAUACAAGAGACUCCUAAAACUUUUUAAAGACUUUUGGCUUUAUUGUGUCGUAAUGGGUUUCGCUGGUGAUCAAGCAUCGAGAUUAUGGCCUGCAGAAUGGCACGAAGGUGUCAAGGAAAUCGCUGUAAAAUCACCGUACCUUAUUUCGCAAACUAGUGCACGUCUUGAGAUGAGAGAAUUGCAGUAUACUUCAGCUGUACGCAAUGAUAGCGUUUCUUUAAACGAAUUACAAGAAUUGAGGAGUCAAGUAUUAAAAUUAAGUACUCGAACUAAUGAUAUAUCGCAAUAUGUGACAAAAUUGCAAUUUGCACAGUGUACAUAUUUAUUAUCAGUUUAUUGGUUAGAGACUUUGAGGGUGGCAAAUAGUCCAGAACCUAGUUUACAACCAAUAAUGGAAUAUUUAUGCGAUACAGAUUUGCAAAAAGAUAAGAGCGGCAUGUGGCAGUGUAUAUGUUGUGUUGCUGAUUCCGUCUUUGUAAAAUUCAAAGAUGUUAUGCAGCGUAAACCGAAAGACGAAAGGCGUGAGAAGGAACUUGAAAAUCAUGCUCAAUUUCUUCUCGUGUAUUUUAAUCAUGUACAUAAACAGAUUAGACGGAUAGCGGACAAGUAUCUUAGUGCACUGGUGGAUGCGUUCCCGCACCUUCUAUGGAAUUGCAAAGUGCUUUGGAGUAUGUUGGAUAUAUUACAGAUUUUAUCAUUCUCAUUACAAAUUGAUCCAAACGAAGAGACACCAAUUUUACGAAUACCUGGUACACCAUACAGUAUAGAACUUACGGAUACGCUCGAGGCAAGAGAGAUUAUUGUGAAAGAUUUCACUGCGAGAUGUAAAGGUAUAGUACAAGAAGCCAUGAAGUGGGCACCUCAAGCCACUAGAUCACAUUUACAGGAAUAUGUAAAUCAAAUUCCGUCUUCUAGAUUAAAACACCAUUCUGGUUUAUGUUUAUCUACGGAUUCAGUUCUUGAAUUUGUGGACAUGGCUAUUCCAACAUCGGCCUUACCAAACACUAAUUCGUUAGAUAAACGACCACGUGGUCCAAAAGGAGCCAGCUCGUGGCUUCUGUCGAUGAUGUCUACACGUUCACGAUAUGCUGGAGAAAUAGCAGGAAUGCUAUCGUUGGCGCAAACCGAAUCAUCUACUUCCGAAAUAUCUUUUGAAGAAAUUAGAAACAAAGUUAUUGACUUAUUAAUUGAUGCUGUGUGGAUGGCUUGCCGUGCUCGAAAUGACGUUAACCAUCGUAGCGCUCUUUGGCGUGCUACUGCAUUAUUAAUUUCUAUGCCUGGGACACAUAGACGUUUGUUGCAUACAGUAGCUUCUUCACAAAUUGAAUUGUUCACUCCUGCAGCUAUGACAACAGCAGUUGAAUGCUGGCAGUGGAUACUUACCGUACGGCCAGAUUUGAAACUGCGUUUUUUGCAAGAAAUGUUUGUUGCGUGGCAGUAUACUGUUGAUAAAAGAAUGGGUUUAUUCGCACUGGACGAAGAAGAAGUCAGUCCGUUAGCAGUAUACGAGGGUUGCAAGUUAGGUUCAAAUCCUCCCCAAGUGAAACCUCAUGAUAUUUGGGUUACAUUUAUCGUAGAAUUGAUUGAAACUGCUAAAUAUUGCUGUCAAGAAACAGUUGAUAUGAUUGUCACAUUAUUACAUCGGUCAUUGCCUAUGACUGUUGGUGCUUCUGGUGAAGAGCCUGGAAUGAGUCGCCAUGUUGCUGCAGUUGGAGUGCGAUUUAAAUUGCUUUCUUGUGGACUUCUUCUUCUUCAAGGAGAUAUUUUACCAAGGACAUUAAGUAAAAACGUACUACGAGAACGCGUAUAUUGUAAUUGCUUGGAUUAUUUCUGUCGAGAUCGUCAAGUACCAACGCAAGAACUAGAACAAUUACACGAGGAUUUAGUUACGCUUAUACGUUUCUGGCAAGUAAUGCACAGUGAUAAAAAAUAUUUGGUAAUGACUGGCACCGACAGUGAAUUUGAAAUGUUAACAUCCCAAUCGUAUUCAACUGGUGCUUUUGGACCUAGUGAAACAAUUAGUUCUUUGAGUACGUCCUUUGGUACAACGAAUCCUGAAUUUUCGAAAACACCGACAAGCGUAUGGAUUAAUACAGUUCCAAUGUCUACUAGUAGUAAUACUUUGGGCAAACGUAGUAAUCGUAGCAAGCGUGUUAUGAACGCUAACGUGUUUGUAAAAGAUUAUAUAAAAAAAAGAAAUCUGAUCCUCGAACUGUUGGCAGUCGAAAUAGAAAUGUUAUUAGUUUGGAGAAAUCCUAGUGGAAGACAAGAGCUUGCACUUCCAGGUGAAUCAAGUAUUGCAGAAUGGCGCGCUAAGGGAAUGAAUGAUCGGUGGCGAGAAUAUACGCGACUUGCAUGGGAAAUUAGUCCUAUCCUUGCCAUAUUUUUACCAGUUCGAUUAAAGAAUUCCGAAAUUAUUAUCAAAGAAGUAUGUGGACUUGUUCGCCUUAAACCUGUGCCGGUUAUGCACGUCCCAGAAGCUUUACAAUAUCUCGUUACGACUGAUACAUUACUUAACGAUGUACCUGAAUUGGUGUAUAUGUUAACAUGGGAGAGAGUAUCACCUAUUCAAGCACUAGCAUACUUCUCUCGUCAAUUUCCUCAUCAUCCAAUUUCUGCACAAUAUGCAGUAGAGGUACUAAGUAGUUAUCCAGCAGAUGCUGUACUUUUUUAUAUACCACAACUUGUACAAGCUGUACGCCAUGAUACUAUGGGUUAUGUGAUAGAAUUUAUAAAGAAAAUUGCUAAACGUUCACAGGUUGUAGCACAUCAACUAAUUUGGAACAUGUACACAAAUAUGUAUGUGGACGAGGAUAAACAAAUAAAAGAUCCAGUUUUGUAUGAUAUACUAGAUUCGCUUGUAAAAAGUAUUUUAGGAUCGUUAUCUGGUCCAGCAAAACAAUUUUAUGAAAGAGAAUUCGAUUUCUUCGAAAAGAUUACGAAUAUUUCAGGUGAUAUAAGGCCAUAUCCUAAAGGCCCUGAACGUAAAUCAGCAUGUCUAAAAGCUUUGUCACAAAUUAAAGCACAGCCAAGUUGCUACUUGCCAUCUAAUCCUGAAGCAAUGGUAAUUGAUAUUGAUUAUCAAAGUGGAACUCCUAUGCAGAGUGCCGCAAAAGCACCAUUUUUAGCGCGUUUCAAAGUUCGAAAAUAUGGAAUUAACGAAUUAGAGAAUAUUGCAUUAGCAGUAUCGACUAAUGGUAAAGUUGAUAUUAAAAGAGAACCAGAAAAAGAAACGUGGCAAGCUGCUAUUUUUAAAGUCGGAGAUGAUGUUAGACAAGAUAUGUUAGCUUUACAAGUGAUCAGUAUUUUCAAGAAUAUAUUUCAAAAAGUUGGAUUAAAUUUAUUCUUGUUCCCAUAUAGAGUAGUAGCUACGGCACCUGGGUGCGGUGUGAUAGAAUGUGUACCUAAUGCAACUUCACGCGAUCAACUUGGUCGCACCACUGAUAUUGACAUGCAUCAAUAUUUUAUCACACGUUAUGGAGAUGAAACGACGAAAGAAUUUCAGAACGUACGUCGUAAUUUUGUGAAAUCAAUGGCUGCCUACAGUGUAAUCACAUAUCUUUUACAAAUAAAAGAUCGCCACAAUGGCAACAUUAUGUUGGACACCGAAGGUCAUAUCAUACAUAUCGAUUUUGGAUUUAUGUUUGAAAGUUCGCCUGGUGGUAAUUUAGGCUUUGAGCCUGAUAUUAAGCUAACAGAUGAAAUGGUGCUCGUAAUGGGUGGUAAAAUGGAGGCCGCGCCUUUUCGUUGGUUCAUGGAAUUAUGUGUACAGGCCUUUCUUGCCGUUAGACCUUACCAAGAAGCUAUUAUUUCUCUGGUUUCUCUAAUGCUUGAUACCGGAUUGCCAUGCUUCCGUGGACAAACGAUAAAACUUUUACGCGGCAGAUUCGUGCCGACAGCAACUGAUCGCGAAGCGGCGGCCUAUAUGCUCAAUGUAAUACGUAACAGCUACCUCAAUUUCCGUACGAAAACUUACGACAUGAUACAGUAUUAUCAAAAUCAAAUUCCCUAUUAGAUUACUAUUUCUAAGUAACUUUCGUUAACGAUUGUUAAUUUAUAAUGGAGGAAUUCAUUAUUUCUGCAAAGAUUGUUGAAUGAAUACACCAUGUACUAUAUUGUUAGAUGCAACAGCAUUGAAUCUGCUGUCUGUACAAACCCCUCAGUGUCAAUGUUAUUCUUAAACUCACAUAAAUUUUAUGAAAGCAUUGAGCUCUGUAUGUAUGUAACAAUAAUGUAUUAUAAAGUGGAAAGAAAUUAUCUGAUAUUCCUGCUAUCAAGCAGAAGAUAUGAGAAACAUUCCUCUGUUUAUUAUUUAUAUACUGUUAUCAGUUAAACAUUAAAUGGGAGUGUAAUUAAACAAUCUGUAAUUUAAUUAUAGGUAUCUUAUAUUAACUAAAAAUUACAUGUAAGAAUUUUAUUUAA